This is a messenger RNA of Rotaria socialis, 717 nucleotides long. NCBI's taxonomy places the organism in Eukaryota, Metazoa, Rotifera, Eurotatoria, Philodinida, Philodinidae. The record is from the annotation of a GenBank genome assembly.
AUGAAACCAAGAGAUAACAGUAUUCCUGGCUCCGGUAGAAGUGAAAUAUUAUAUAAUGUAAAAAAAACAGACUCUAUGUUCAUAAAAUUACCUCCAGCUGCUGAUUGUCUUCAAUAUGUACAAGAUUCAAAAUAUUUGAUUGCUCGUGAAAGAUGCGAAUUCAUAUCUCGUUUAUUAAAUAAUAAUGUUGCAGCAGCAAGAGACAGCUCUAAUGUCGAUUAUGAUGUUACAAAGUUAGGAACACGACAACAACAAUCACAAAAAUGUUUAAAAGAAACUGUGGUAGCACCCACAGUAUUCUCUUCGACACCAACAUCGACGCAUACACCACGUGCACAAAAGAAUGUUAUAUCAUCAACAAAAACGACAUUAUUAUCAUCAGGUACUAAGAAGAGUGCUUCUUCUUCACAAUCAUCUUCUGAUGAAAGUUCUCAAUCGCCACCAUUAAAGAAACAGAAGAAUAAAAAUAAUAAACUGAUUAAAAAACAAAAGCAACAACACGUGUUGAAAACAACAACUGAACAAGGUGCUCCGGCACCUCAUUUACGUUCAAUUCCAAUAUUGAGUCGUCUUAGAGUUAGACCCAACGAUCAUACUGCUGGUGUUUCGUCGUCUUAUUCCACAUCAUUAUCUGAACCUGGUCUCAUUGCUACAAUAUCGAAGAAUAAACAAACAGCUAGGGUCAAGAAGCGUCAACAUUCAUCGAAACAUAAAUAG